Messenger RNA from Peronospora farinosa, 990 nucleotides. NCBI's taxonomy places the organism in Eukaryota, Oomycota, Peronosporomycetes, Peronosporales, Peronosporaceae. The record is from the annotation of a GenBank genome assembly.
AUGAAGGCCAAGCGUCUGAGUGCCCAGACGCGUUCACGGUACAACCUCCUGCCUGUGAGCCUUCGACGGACGUUAGCAAGUGUAUCACUUGGUAUCUCCAUUGGCAUCGUAGGGACGUUGAUAUUAUUGGGAAUUGACGAAGAAGAGGACAAGGCAAAGCGACGUAUACCUAUUCCAAGUGAACAAAGGUCGUUUGAGCCUAAAGCAGUUCUCAAACACAAAGCACUGCGUUACGGAAUGCCGUCGAACUCGAAUGUCCUCGUGAGGUCAGGCUACGUCGUCUCAUUCGAUUACCGUACGCGCAAUCCGUCGUGGGUGAUGGAGUAUCUGACCAAGAACUCGCUGCGUGUUGAGCACGAGACUGAUCGAGCGAACUCCAAAUUUGCGGUGGAUCAAGAUGUUCCUGAGCAAUUCAAGGUGCAUCCAAACCGAUACCUCAAGAGUGGUUAUGAUAAGGGCCACCUCGCACCAGCUCGUGACAUGAGCCACUCGCAGGAAGCUAUGGACGAGAGUUUCCUCAUGACCAAUAUGUCUCCACAGGUUGGUGCUGGCUUCAACCGUGGCUACUGGGCCCGUCUUGAAGGAUUCAUGCGUUACCUGGCUGGGCAGUACGACGCUGUCUACGUCAUUACGGGGCCUCUAUACUUACCCAAGAAAAACAAGCGAACUGGAGAGUACGAGGUGUCAUACCCUGUGUUAGGUACUCCGCCAAAUGCUAUUGCUGUCCCAACACAUUUCUUCAAAGUAGUGCUGGGCGAAAAGCAAGGUGGGCGAGGUUUCGCCACCGCUGGCUUCAUACUGCCAAACAAGGUCAUCCCAGAAAACAAGAACCUUCGUGACUUCCAAGCGCCGCUAGACGUCAUCGAGAAACAAGCUGGUCUGCUCUUCUUCGAUAAGCUGGAUGGCGCAAGGAAAACCGAUCUAUGUAGCGAAACCAAGUGCGCUCUUGGUGCCGCUUACCGUAGGGCUACAUCCGUUGAAUCUUACUGA